This is a messenger RNA of Chrysoperla carnea, 1238 nucleotides long. It is a transcript of the gene tll, whose product is annotated as nuclear receptor subfamily 2 group E member 1. Lineage: Eukaryota; Metazoa; Arthropoda; Insecta; Neuroptera; Chrysopidae. Bases 27 to 1238 code for a protein of 403 amino acids. Gene Ontology annotation, biological process: anatomical structure development; cell differentiation; positive regulation of transcription by RNA polymerase II. The record is from RefSeq and is a predicted model, not a curated record. The transcript is spliced from 3 exons. Gene Ontology annotation, molecular function: nuclear receptor activity; RNA polymerase II cis-regulatory region sequence-specific DNA binding; zinc ion binding.
UUCAUCAUCAAGAUACGACAAAUUUAAUGCAAAAUAUGGAUCCGAGAAUGCAAAUGAAAGUUUCACCUUCAUCAAGUCGUAUAUUGUAUGAUAUUCCAUGCAAAGUAUGCAGAGAUCAUUCUUCUGGUAAACAUUACGGUAUUUUUGCUUGCGAUGGAUGCGCCGGUUUUUUUAAACGGUCAAUACGUCGUAAUCGACAAUACGUUUGUAAAGCAAAAUCAGAAGGAACAUGUAUUGUGGAUAAAACUCAUCGAAAUCAAUGCCGUGCGUGUCGUUUAGCUAAAUGCCAAGAAGCGGGUAUGAAUAAAGAAGCUGUACAACAUGAGCGUGGACCAAGAAAUUCUACAUUACGCCGCCAAAUGGCAUUAUUUUUUAAGGAUCCAAGUGAAAUUGGUGCACAUCAUCAUUCUCGAUUACCACCAGGAAUUAUGCCACCACUAGAUUUAAGUAUUUCACAAUCAUCACCACCCCCACCAGCGCUUAUUUCUCCACAUGCAUAUAUGUGCAAUCCAUUUCCACUUGGUUUGCCUAUGGCACCUCCAGCAACAAUGGCACCCGUUUUAAAUCCUGAAACAGUAUGCGAAUCUGCGGCACGUUUAUUAUUUAUGAAUGUAAAAUGGGCUAAAAGCGUUCCAGCAUUCACUACACUCCCGUUAUCAGAUCAACUGUUACUCUUGGAAGAAAGCUGGAGUGAAUUAUUUGUCUUAGGAGCAGCACAAUUUCUUAUACCUUUGGAACUCGGACAAUUGGUACAUGCUUGCGGAGCCUUAAGUUGUACAGACACAGAUCCAACCAAAACUUUGAAAUUGUUACAUGAAGUAAAAUUGUUUCAAGAUACUUUAGCACGAUUUGCUGAAAUGCGAGUAGAUCCACAUGAAUUUGCAUGUUUACGAGCGAUUGUGUUAUUUAAAACUUCGUUUGAUGGACCUUCAUCUUCUGGUAUGUCACCAACUACGUCAGCGGAUUCUACCUCCUCAACAACCACUGAACCAAAAGUAUUAUCAAGUAUUACAAGCGUAGUUUCGUUGCAAGAUCAUACACAAUUUACACUGAAUAAAUAUAUUUUAACAACGCAACCUGGACAACCAUUACGUUUCGGAAAAUUGUUACUCUUAUUACCAGCUUUAAAAUCUGUAUCGAAUAGUACAAUUGUGGAGUUAUUUUUUAAGAAAACAAUUGGUGAUAUACCAAUUGAGCGAAUUAUUUGUGAUAUGUAUAAAUCGAAUAAUGAUGUAUAA